This is a messenger RNA of Eimeria tenella, 879 nucleotides long. RefSeq lists its product as uncharacterized. The record is from RefSeq and is a predicted model, not a curated record. The transcript is spliced from 7 exons. Lineage: Eukaryota; Apicomplexa; Conoidasida; Eucoccidiorida; Eimeriidae. The coding region runs from base 1 to 879 and encodes 292 amino acids.
AUGGGAAACUCUCCGGCCCUCCUGGCUCUGAGGAGCGACAAGUACAUCCCCCACUCCGUGGUGCUGAUCACCGGAGCCACCAAGGGAAUAGGAAAGGAGCUGGCGCUGCGGUACGCACGGAGAGGCUGUUCUCUGGUGCUGGCCGCGCGGGGGGAAAAGGCGCUGCAGGCAGCAAAAGCUGAAUGCCUGGCUGCGGGGGCUGGGGGGUGUUUGGCGGUGCCCACGGACGUGACGAAAGAGGCGGCUUGUGCUCACCUCAUCAGCGAGGCUGUGAGGGAAUUCGGCCGCCUCGAUGUCUUGGUUUUGAACGCAGGCGUCAGUGCGCACUUCCCCUUUUCAGAAUUUGCCGAUAUGGAGAUUUUCAGGCGCCUUUUGGACGUGAACUUCUUCGGCUACGGCUUCUUUGAGGCGCUCAGAAUGGAGUGCGGCGACCAGGUGGACGUGACCAUCUGCUGCCCGCCGUCUGUGAAGACGGGCAUGAGGGAUGGGAAUGCCUUUGCAGAGGCCGAAAAGCAGCUGCGGCAGCUGCAGACUAACAGCGGCUCUGCUGCAGACGGCGACAACAAUGAAGCAAAACCCAGCAGCAGCAACAGCAGCAGCAGCAGCAGCAGCGACAAAAGAAGCAGCAAUUCAUUGAAAGAAACAGAAGGCGAAGACGCACAAGCAGCAAAUAAAAUGGACAAAAAAGAAACAGAUGAAAUGAAAGAAGAGGCGGACAGCCGAAUGCCCGUUGACGUCUGCGUGGACUAUAUCCUCAAGGCAGCAGACAAGCGGGCGCGGAAGGCAAUGUUUCCACUUUACUCAUACCUUGCGGUGUACGUACGGCCCAUCUUGCCGGGCAUUGUGGACCCGUUCAUCAAGCGGGCCGCUAAAUUGUAA